Ilex paraguariensis (yerba mate) is the source of this 399-nucleotide messenger RNA. The record is from the annotation of a GenBank genome assembly. NCBI's taxonomy places the organism in Eukaryota, Viridiplantae, Streptophyta, Magnoliopsida, Aquifoliales, Aquifoliaceae.
AUGAUUAUCAUUAUGAUCAUUCAACCUGGCUCUUGUAGUAUCACAUAUGGUCAUGCCUCUUCUGCUAGUAGUACAACUUCUACUAGUGGUGGCGGUAUUGGUGGCAGUGAAGUUGUUGCUGGAAAAGAACCUCUUGAGCUUUGUAUUUUUCAUUUUGCGGUGGUGGUGGUGGUGGUUGGCCUUGGUGGUGGCGGUGGCUGCAGUAGUGGUUGUGUUGGGAAGCCAGUGACUUUGUUGUUUCUAUCAACAUGGCCCAUGCAGCUGACUCUAGGAGAUGAAGGGUCAUCGGAGGAGGAGGAUGAAGACGAAUGGGCAGAAAUUCCAGGGAGAUUUACGUCUUUGAUCGAUACUCGGCACAUCAGUGGCAAGAAAGAGAUUCUGUGGCGGAAAUUCUGGUGA